CUGUCCUGGUCAUAGUUGGCUCCAGAGUUUUUGAAUAGUUCAUGUGUACUAGGUAGAGGAAGCAUUUAGAAUGAUCUGAGUGUUUCUACAUGACUGUGUCUUGGUUAACAAGGAAGGAGUGCUGUGUGCACAGGCUACCACCAAGCAGAGAGAGGUAAAGACCCAAGAAAAUCAAUUUGCUUGUUUAGUAAGUUGAGAGCCACCCUUUGUUCACUGCUAUGUCUAUUCCUGGAAAGUCUCCUGUCACAUAGUCUAAGAGGAAACAAUCAUAUACUAGAAAAUAAUUUCAUGUUACAGCCAGGUCUUUGAUGAGGAAAUGCUGCUGUGUAGUUAUAGCAAAAGCAAGUGACCUCAAAAGCUGGAGUUUCAGGUUGGUGCUGAUGCAGGAGAGAGACGUUGGAGAGGGCUUCUCAGGAAGCAGAGGCUGAGCAGCACCAGCUGGGUGAUGGGUUGGAGCAGUGGCCCCGGAAAGGGGAAAUUCUGAAAAAGCAUAGGUGAUAAAAAGUGGUUUCUAGGAUCCUGGGAACAUGGGGAGAGUCAGUGCCUUCAGGGAAUAAUGUUCAUGAAGGGACUUCUGGACUAUUCUAAUAGUCAAACUAUGCUCUGAAGAGAAUCAAAAGCUGCUAGGGAAUUCAAGCAAGAAAAGUAAAAUGAAAUUGGAUUUUGAAAGUGAGAUCUGGUGGUGGAGUUACAAAGUGAUCCAAGAAUGGAUGAUCCGGUCCCAGCCAGCUACAUUGACAAUGAACAACAGUGGGUCUGAUCAACCCGAAGGUAGAAACGAAGGGACAAAUGAGAUUUCUGAAUGUAGUCAUUAAGAUUUGGUGAUGGGCUCAUGCAAGGCAGGAAACCAAGGCUAGAGUGGAGCUCACAGCCUAGCAAAAGCCACUGGUUGUGUGGUGAUGCCACUGAGACAAGGAGUCAGGCCUAGGAAAGGGGUGGGGUCAAGGGCUCCAUUCUGGUCAGCCUUUGUUAGAGAUGCCCAUGAAAGCCACGAUGAGAAGCUGAGCCAGAAGUUUGGACACUGCAGUACUCUUUCACUAGUUGGAGAGAUGGAGGGAAAUGGGACCAGCACAAGGAGGUGUUGGUAGGAUUUAAGUUUGUGUAAGAAAAAGAAUAGCCUGAACAAUGGAAUACUGAGGGAGCUGAGCUACAAUGGACUUCCAGUUCAGUGGUGUGGGGUCCAUCCCAGAAAGUUCAAGGAGCAGCCAUGAGCUUGGAAGCCAAAAUCAAGGAAGUCCCCAACUGAGAAUUGUCUUAGUUGGAAAAACUGGAUCAGGAAAGAGUUCAACAGGGAACAGCAUCCUUGGGGAAAAAGUGUUUCGUUCUGGCAUUUGUGCAAAAUCCAUUACCAAGGUCUGUGAGAAAGGGGUGAGCUCCUGGAACGGGAAAGAGCUCGUUGUCAUGGAUACACCUGGUAUUUUUGACACUGAGGUACCAGAUGCUGAAACACAAAAGGAGAUCACUCGCUAUGUUGCCCUGACCUCUCCAGGGCCUCAUGCUCUGCUCCUUGUGGUCCCACUGGGGCGUUAUACUGUGGAAGAACACAAGGCCACACAGGAACUUCUGAAAAUGUUUGGAACAAAGGCUAGAAGAUUCAUGAUUCUCUUGCUCACCAGGAAGGAUGACUUGGAAGACAUCAAUUUCCAUGAAUACUUAGAGUCGGCUCCUGAAGUCCUUCAAGAAGUGAUCUCUCAGUUCCAGAAUCGCUACUGUUUGUUCAACAACAAAGCCUCAGGAGCUGAACAGGAAGCACAGAAGACACAGCUGUUGACCUUGGUCCAGAGUAUGGUGAGGGAAAAUGGUGGAAGAUGCUUUACUAACAGGAUGUAUGAGAGUGCUGAGGGUGUGAUUCAGAAAGAGACGUUGAAGAUGCAAAAAUUAUACAGAGAGGAACUGGAGAGAGAGAAAGCACGGAUAAAACGGGAGUACAAAGAAGAGAUUAGAAAUCUGAAAGAUGAACUGGAGAGGGAGAGGAGAAAGGCACGCAUGGAGAAGGAGUUCAAAGAGAAGGAGGUUAACUUUACAGAGAGACAACGAAAUGCUAGGAGGGAAGUUGAGAACACAAGUAUGAUAAUUGAGUUAAUCAUGAAAGUAUGGGAGAUUGCUUCCUUUUUCUACAACCGGUUUAUGGAAGACUAGACUUAGCCUGUAAGACUAGACCUUAUCUCUAUUUUCUGUAUCUCCCUUGAUAACCUUGCCUUACAGAGCUCAAUGCCUAAAUGCUCUAGUUUCUGUCUUCCAGGACAAAGGAAUGAAGUAAAGUUUACCAUUGGCAGUUGUUCAAUUGGCUUAUCAAGAAAGUGACCAAUCUUCAAUUUGUGAAACUCCAAAGCAGACCGUAUUUCUGCUUGCUACCUUGUGUUCUUCCUCAGUGAAAGCCACCUAGGAGGUCACAGAAAAUGACUGUAAGAUGGAUCCACCACUUCUCUGGAUUCUCCAUAGUAAUCUUCAUGUGCAGUUUCUACACAUGAUGCUCAUCCUUUGGACAUCUUAGAAGCUCUCACCAACCUUUUAACCAGUUUGAGCAGAAGUCAACUCUCUCCUUGAGAAAUGAACUAGUUACUGCAACCGUACCCUGAACCACCAUACAUCAUCAUGCCGCUUCUGCCCCGCCCAGCUAAUUUGCAUAUUGCUGUUAUAAUAAACUUUUCUGUUGCCUCAUA
Messenger RNA from Grammomys surdaster, 2663 nucleotides. It is a transcript of the gene Gimap4, whose product is annotated as GTPase, IMAP family member 4. The record is from RefSeq and is a predicted model, not a curated record. Gene Ontology annotation, molecular function: GTP binding. Bases 1153 to 2139 code for a protein of 328 amino acids. The transcript is spliced from 3 exons. NCBI's taxonomy places the organism in Eukaryota, Metazoa, Chordata, Mammalia, Rodentia, Muridae.